AUGGCAGCAGCUUCUUCAUCAACUUCAUUUUAUGGGGCAAGAUCAGACGAAGAACAACAUGUUUCUUCAAUACCUACAUCUUCUGCAACUAUUCAAUCAGCAGCAGCUCAACAGAAGAAGAAGAGAAGCCUUCCAGGAACUCCAAAUCCAGAUGCGGAGGUGAUAGCGUUGUCACCAAAGACCCUAAUGGCAACAAACCGGUUUAUAUGUGAAGUAUGCAACAAAGGGUUUCAAAGGGAACAAAACUUGCAACUCCAUAGAAGAGGACACAAUCUACCAUGGAAGCUAAAGCAAAAGAGCAACAAAGAAGUCAAGAGGAAGGUGUAUCUAUGCCCAGAGCCUUCAUGCGUCCACCAUGACCCUUCUCGUGCAUUAGGAGACCUCACUGGAAUCAAGAAACACUAUUCCAGAAAGCAUGGCGAGAAGAAAUACAAGUGUGAGAAGUGCUCCAAGAAAUAUGCGGUUCAAUCUGACUGGAAGGCUCACUCUAAAACUUGUGGCACCCGUGAAUACCGAUGCGAUUGUGGCACCCUUUUCUCAAGGCGUGACAGUUUUAUCACGCAUCGGGCUUUUUGUGAUGCAUUAGCUCAAGAAAGUGCAAGGCAUCCGUCAGCUCUUGGCUCUAUGGGUAGUCAUCUUUUUGGAAGCCAUCUUAGUAAUUCGAUGAAUUUAGGUCUUUCCCAAUUACAUGAUCAAAACCACCAAUCAUCUACUACCAAUAUGUUAAGCCUUGGGAAUGCCAACUUCGAGCAAGUUAUGCUCCCACCAAGUCAAACACCUCUGUUCCCACAAUCCCAGCAGCAACAAAUGGCGAAUUCAUCGUCUCCUUUCUUUUUAUCUGAUCCAAACCAAGGGUUGAACCAAGUGUUCGAUUAUGAUCAACAAAACCAGCAACAUGGGUUAAUGGGAAACAAGCCAAAUAUUCAUGGGUUGAUGCAACUUCCUGACCUACAUAACAACAAUACCAAAAUCACUCCUAAUCUUUUCAACUUAGGGUUCUUCUCAGGUAGUAGUAAUCCCACGAAUGGUUUGAAAACCAGUGACAACGAUACCCAAAAUAACUCGAAUAUGUCAUCUUCUGGUUUCAUGCUUCCUGAUCAUCAAUUCAACAACGGAGGUGGAAGUCAUGACAUGUUCCUCAACAGUAAUAAUCCGCAUCAAGAAAGUCAAAUGACACCCCACAUGUCUGCUACAGCCUUGCUGCAGAAGGCAGCGCAGAUGGGUUCUACCACAAGCAACAAUAACGCAACCACACUGUUGAAAAGCUUUGGAAGCUCUUCCACGGGCACUGUUGGUGGUGAUGCAAAAACACAUACAGGUCGCCAAAGUCUAUCUGCCACCAGCUUUGAUGUUAGAGGAGACCAGUCUUUACAAUCAGAGAUGGAGAGUGAUAAUCAGCUACAAGGACUUAUGAAUACUCUUAGAAGUGGUGGAGCUCCAUCUAUGUUUGAUGGGUAUGGGGGGAAUCGAAAUAGAAACAUGAAUUUUGGGAACAUGAAUGAGGCUAGCAAGUUUAAUCAAAACAACUUCUCUUUAAGUGUUGGAAACUCGAAUAGAACGACUCUUGAUUUUCUAGGUGUGGGUUACUCGCAGAGAGAACAACAACAACAACCACAGCAGCAACAACAACAACACCCUGGUCGUAUCAACAUAAGUUCACUGGACACAAAAAUGGAUUCAUCGUCAACCCAGGCAAAUCAUGCACAUGGUGGAUCAUCCAAACUGCAAGGAAACUGA
Messenger RNA from Lactuca virosa, 1737 nucleotides. Lineage: Eukaryota; Viridiplantae; Streptophyta; Magnoliopsida; Asterales; Asteraceae. The record is from the annotation of a GenBank genome assembly.